Molecule: messenger RNA, 1240 nt
Organism: Triticum aestivum (bread wheat)
Lineage: Eukaryota; Viridiplantae; Streptophyta; Magnoliopsida; Poales; Poaceae
Product: nudix hydrolase 11
Exons: 4
Coding region: 24-926 (300 amino acids)
Biological process (GO): coenzyme A catabolic process
Molecular function (GO): coenzyme A diphosphatase activity
Source: RefSeq, a predicted model, not a curated record
UUAUUCUUCAGGCGGAUCACGCGAUGUCGACGAGCCUGGUCAUCGGUAGGUGCGAAGUGCCAAUCUUCGGGCACCAUCGACGGCGACGCCUCCAAAGUCCAAACCCCACGCACUCGGCAUUGCCGCCGGCACCACGAUAUCACCGCCCCGCCGGUGUCAUGAGGCCUCUGCUCUCCCGCCUAUUCGCCCCCAGUUACAUCGCCAUGGCCGCCCCCUCCGCAUCGCCGUCCCGACGGCUUGCCCACCUCACACGCCACCUCCUCGCCUCUUCCUCGUCCUCCUCUUCCGGCGAGCUCUCCUCGGUGGGCGCCCCCGCCCCCGCCGCCUCCAGCCCGGCCCGCGCGGCCGCAUCCAAGGCCUUCGCCGCCGUGCUGGUCUGCAUCUUCGAGGACACACGCGGGGACCCCCGCGUCCUCCUCACCAAACGCGCCUCCACCCUCUCGUCCCAUUCAGGGGAGGUGUCGUUGCCGGGAGGCAAGGUGGAUCAGGGGGAUGUGGAUGUUAAGGCCACCGCUCUGCGGGAGGCAGAGGAGGAGAUUGGGCUGGACCCGGCGCUUGUAUCUGUUGUGACAGUUCUUGAGCCCUUCUUGUCCAAGAAUGGCCUUGAUGUUACUCCUGUAAUUGGCAUUCUUUCGGAUAGAGCUCUAUUCAAUCCUGUCUUGAAUAAAGCUGAAGUGCAAGACAUCUUUGACGCCCCUCUGGAGAUGUUUCUGAAGGAUGAUAACCGGACAACAAGACAAAGGGACUGGAUGGGGAAGACUAUUCCGGUCCAGUUCUUUGACUACGAGGCAGAGGGCAAAAAAUAUGUCAUUUGGGGCUUGACCGCACACAUUCUGACCCGUGCUGCAUCAGUCGUUCUACAGAGACAACCAUCAUUCUCUGAACUUCCAAACAGACCAGAAAAUAUUCCCACCAGCAAGCACUGACGAGCUGAAAACUUGGGCAGCAAUAUUGAUAUGUACUCCCUCUGUACCAAAAUACUUGUCGUUGGGGAAAACCAGUACAAGUUCCCCCAGCGACAAGUAUUGUGGUACAGAGGGAGUAUGUAAUUGUAGCAAUUUUUACACCCCAUUUACUGGUACAAGAGGCUAUCAGAAGUCUAAAAUUAAACAGGUAAUGUAUAUCUGUAGAGAUGUAAUUUGCAUUGCAUGUAUAGCACAGGAAGUAGUAUCCUGGAACAUUUUGUGACAUCCUCUUUUGAGUUCAGAGUCAAGACAAUGAACGCUCUGUGGAAUGUGAA